This is a messenger RNA of Rhododendron vialii, 1603 nucleotides long. RefSeq lists its product as uncharacterized. Gene Ontology annotation, biological process: mRNA splicing, via spliceosome. Lineage: Eukaryota; Viridiplantae; Streptophyta; Magnoliopsida; Ericales; Ericaceae. Gene Ontology annotation, cellular component: U2-type spliceosomal complex. The transcript is spliced from 4 exons. Bases 132 to 1361 code for a protein of 409 amino acids. The record is from RefSeq and is a predicted model, not a curated record.
UGCCUUGCAGUAUACGAUGUUGUACAUAUUUGGGUCCUAUUUCACGUUUCAGUGAUCGAUUCAAGUCGAGCUUCGUCUCUCUCUCUCUCUCUCUCUCUCUCUCUCUCUCUCUCUCGAUCGCCCUGGUAGCGAUGGCGUUGAAGUUUCUAAACAAGAAGGGAUGGCACACGGGGAGCCUUCGGAACAUAGAGAACGUUUGGAAAGCCGAGCAGAAACACGACGCCGAACAGAAGAAGUUGGAAGAACUCCGCAAGCAGAUCCUCGAGGAGAGAGAGCGCUCCGAGUUUCGCCUCCUCCAAGAGCAAGCCGGCCUCGUUCCUCGGCAAGAGAGAUUGGAUUUCCUGUAUGAUUCAGGUCUAUCCGUUGGAAAGGGCGGUAAUUCUGAUGGAUUUAAGGCACUUGAGUCCUUACCAAAGACUGAACCUCAAACAGCUUCCUCCUCGUCUUCUGUAAAGCAGGAGCAGCCGUCUGUCCCAGGUGCUUUAUUUGAGGAGAAGCCUCAAUCUGCCAAUGAUGCGUGGAGGAAACUUCAUUCAGAUCCUUUGCUUUUGAUUCGACAGCGAGAGCAAGAAGCCCUAGCUCGUGUGAAGAACAACCCCAUCCAGAUGGCAAUGAUUCGCAAAUCUGUUGAAGCUCAGAACAAGGAAAAGACACCUAAAAGUGACAAAAUCAGAGAGAAGCAUCAUAACAAGAAGCCGAAGCAUGGGAGACAUUCUUCACCUGAAAGGAACACGGAUUCAGAAAACGUUGCUAGUGAAAGUGACAAAAGAAGAAACCACAAGAGCUCAAAACGUGAUGAGCAUUCCGACAAGUUACCACCACGUUCAGAGAGAGAAUCGAGGGAAAGGACUACUAAUAGAGGCAAGGAUGUGAUGUACAAAGAGCAGCCAUAUCGUGCCCCAUCUGAUUCAACCAAGGAAAAUGGGGAGACUCGGGAUGGAAUCAAGAGGAAGCAUGACAAGUCACAACGUGAAAAAUAUUAUUGGGAAGGCCGAAUGGAGGAUUCUGAAUCUGGUAGAAAGGGGAGGGAAGACCGACAUGAAUCAUACCACAAGCGCCGGAAUAAUCCCUCUAAACUUUCCGAAGAAGAGAGAGCUACUAGGCUGCAGGAGAUGCAAAUGGAUGCCGAGUUGCAUGAACAGCAAAGAUGGAAACGUCUAAAGAAGGCAGAUGAGAUUGAUGAUCAAGAAGCCGUGCGUGCACACACAGUUGGUAGCAGGAAUUUCUUGGAUGCUGCUCAAAAAAGUGUAUACGGUGCUGAGAAGGGGGGAAGUUCCACUAUAGAGGAGAGUGUACGGCGCCGAACGCAUUAUUCUCAGAGAAGGUCAGAAGAUGGUGAAGCUAAUGCUUUUCGGCGUUAAGGCACUUUGUCUUUGUUUCACUAUUUCCAUGUGCGCAUCUCUGACUCCCCCUAUUAGGACAUGUUCGGAGCUUGGACUUGCUGUAUUAUGCUGUAAGAGUAAGGUGUAAAAACUGCUUCCAUUUUUCGUGCAAAGGGUUUGCUGCUCUUUUCUUUGUACUUGUGACUUGUCAAUUGAUUCAAGUCUUUCAAGCCAAUCUUAAAUGAAUUCUAAUUGAACUGGGCUGGAAAAUUUCAAUUUUA